Molecule: messenger RNA, 944 nt
Organism: Pocillopora damicornis (cauliflower coral)
Lineage: Eukaryota; Metazoa; Cnidaria; Anthozoa; Scleractinia; Pocilloporidae
Molecular function (GO): S-adenosylmethionine-dependent methyltransferase activity
Source: RefSeq, a predicted model, not a curated record
GUCACUAAGCACCAAAUCGGAGACCUUUCCACGUGCCGGUAGUUUACAUCGGCGAAUUAGUCUGUAAUACUUCUUCAAGUUUCUACCAAUCAUGGAGAAAAGUCUUAUGAUUGCCUCGGCUAGCGCGCUAGGUGCUUCUGCUCUGACGUUACUGGCUUGUCGUUUUCUUUCCAAGAGACGCGAAGCGCACGAUAACGUGUAUGAGACAGAAAAAUUAAUCGGCGAAUAUCUUAUUUUCCACUUUGGCAAACCAGAUGAACUGUUACCAUAUGGCUUUGGUCCCCAUGACUCUCUUGAUUUUCCCAAGCGAUGUGCGUUGGAAUGUAUUAAACAUAUUGGGGAUAAUGUGCCGAGCAUUGCUCUCGACAUAGGAUGUGCAGUUGGUCGAUCUUCUUUUGAACUAGCCAAGAGAUUUGAUCAAGUUGUAGGAAUCGAUUUUUCCCAUGGUUUUAUAAAUGCCUGCAAUCAACUCAAGACAUAUGGAAGAUUGGAGUACUCUGUCCAAACUGAAGGAAGUCUUGUGUCUAAACAUGUCGCUGAGGUUGAUCUUGACAUUGUAAGUAAGUCACAUUGUACAAUGUUUGUUUCAGUGGGGUUUGAGAAAAGUCAUCUCAACAAUGUAGGUGUUUCUACUUUGAGGUCAAAGGCAGAGGAUUGCCCGUUGAACAAAGAGCGCCAUUUCGUCGAAUUUUCGCUUCGAAACAGUCUUUGGCUUGGUGGCUAUAAAGAUGCAGAUGGAAAGAUUGUCACAGGAUUUGACAAUUUGAAGAGUUACCUGGGUCCAGAUUUUGAGCUGAUUGAAGAUAAGCUAAUGCCUUUCCUCAUCAGAGAAAAUGCUUGUGAAAACCAGUGGUCUGUAGCACAUGCCACCAUUUGGAAAAGAAGGCAGGCAACACCUUGAUUCCAGACUCUUAGCAAUGUUAUUUAAGGAUAUCUGGGUGAAC